GAGAGGAAUAAUCUUCAUUAGCCCAGUGGUCAUCAAGGAUAUGAACUCUGCUGCUUUUAUCUAGAUGGAAGAAAAGAUUAACAGCCCAGCCAGGGAGCUUCUUUGGUUUGCAAGAUGGCAGCAACUAGUGGCGAAAGCCAGCUGCAGCGGAUUAUUAGAGACUUGCAAGAUGCUGUGACUGAAUUAAGUAAAGAAUUUAAAGAAGGAGGGGAGCCAAUCACAGAUGACAGUGUCAAUUUGCAAAAGUUUUCCUACAAGCUUGAAUAUCUUUUACAGUUUGACCAGAAAGAAAAAACCACGUUGCUGGGAAACAGAAAAGACUACUGGGACUAUUUCUGUGACUGUCUGGCCAAAGUCAAAGGAGCUAAUGAUGGAAUCCGCUUCGUCAAAUCUAUUACAGAACUACGAACAUCUCUUGGAAAAGGAAGAGACUCCCUGGUUCACCAAAGGCUAGCAGACACCUUACAGCAAUGUUUUAUGAACACCAAGGUGACAAGUGACUGGUACUAUGCAAGAAGUCCAUUUCUGAAUUCCAGAAUGAGUUCUGACAUUGUGAGUCAACUCUAUGACCUCACUGAAGUUCAGUUUGACUUGGCGUCAAGAGGCUAUGAUUUAGAUGCUGCUUGGCCAGCAUUUGCCAGGAGGACUCUGUCCUCACUUGGAUCUUCAGCAUAUUUGUGGAAGCCCCCAAGUCGCAGUUCCAGCAUGAGCAGUUUAGUGAGCAAUUAUUUGCAGGCCCAGGAGUUUCCCUCCAGCCCUGAUGCAAAUAGCUCACUAAAUGUUGAACACCUCGAAGGCUUUGAAGAGAUGCGUGUGGAACUCGACCAGGCUGAGUUGAGACAGAGGGAACUUCAAGACCGCAUUCACCAGCUAGAAAUGGAAAACCAGCAGCUCCAGGCAGCUGUCAGCCUUCAGAAAGAACAAGUGCAGGUAGAAAAAGAGAAGAGCAGUAACUACAGUGAAGAGAACUCCCGGCUGGCAACGAUGAUCAUGGAGUUACAGAAGCAGUGUGAGGUCUUGCCCUCCACUCAGAGCGCUGUUCAUGACCUGCAGAAGUGCCUGCAGUCACUGGAACUGAACACAGUGGAGCAGCAGAAGGAACAUUCAACAAAACUGGAUUAUCUGGUGAGCAGCAAGGAAGACUGUGCUUCAAAACUGCACGUGUUGAAUCAGGAGCUGGAGGCCUCUAGGUCUUUGGUUGCUAUGAAGGAUCUUUGCAUUGAUGAGCUCACAGCCAAGCUGAGUUCCACUGAACAGAAGAACUUUGACGUCCUUUCAAAAGCUGAUGCUGCCUGGGAGGAAAAGGGACAGCAAGCCAUGGCCCAUGUUGACUCUGCCCUACAGAUACGGGUACUUCUGGAAAAGCUUCAGGAGACGGAAAAGGAGAAGGCAGAUAUGCAAAGACUCAAUGAAGAACAUGCGUCUCAGCUGAAAGCAGCAAGGGAGGAGCUGCAGCUGAAAGAAGAGGCACAGAAGGAACUGGAAUCCAGAUACAAUCGCCUUACUGCUGACUCCAAAGAAGAGAGUGAAAAGCUACUUGGGAGCCUGGAAACCAUUGCAAAGGAAAAGGAUGCACUUCAGAAGGCCCUAACCCUGAAAGGAAAGGAGAUGGCUGAGCUUCAGACCCAGGUAAUGGGGUCGCUGGCUCAGGUGGGGUCACUGGAAAAAAGUCUUGAGGAAGCAAGGAAAGAAAAAGAGAAACUUGAGGAGGAGUAUGGUAGGAGGGAAGGAGCAUUAAAGCAGAAUGCCCAGUCGCAAGCAGAACGACUUGAAGUACAGGAGGGCCACUUAACAAAGGUGAGUCAGACUGUGCUUAGCCUUGAGGAGCAAAACCAGAAACUCUUAUCCGAGAAAGAGCAUCUUGGCCAGAAAAUCAAGGAGUUGGAGGAGGAGGUGGAGCAGCAAAACUCUGCAAUGAGCGAAGUGGUCAAGGAGAGCAGGAAGCUGAAAGCAGAGAACACGGAUUUGCAGCAGUCCAAGAAGAAGAUGGAAGGGAAGCUGCAAAGUUUGGAAGCUUCUAAAGCUUCUCUGGAAGCUGAGGUAGCCAGGCUGAGAGCCUCUGAGAAACAGCUUCAGAGUGAGAUAGAUGAUGCCCUGGUAUCAGUUGAUGAAAAAGAGAGGAAGCUCCGGAGUGAGAACAAACAGCUGGAUGAAGACUUGCAGAAUGCCAGGAGGCAAAGCCAAAUUCUGGAGGAGAGAUUAGAGGCUCUGCACUCAGACUAUGAAGAACUAAAACAAAGAGAAGAGACCACCAAGGAGUCUUACGCCUCCCUCGAAGGAGAGCUGAAGAGUGCCAAACAGCAUAGUUUACAGCUGGAAAAAAGCUUAGGCAUCCUGAAGGAAAGCCAAGAGUGUCUCCAGUCGCAACUCACAGAGAGGGAAGUAGAACUACAAGGCAUGGAGAGCCAGUGUAAGCAGCUAAGCGCAGAAGCUGAAAAACAUAGGAAGAAGGCAGAGACUCUCGAGGUGGAAAAGCUCAGUGCUGAAAGGACGUGCCUUCAUCAGACAAAGCUUAUUGAAUCCCUCACACUGGAGAAGGAAUCACUGGAAAAGCACCAGCUACAGGAGGCAGCUUCUGUAGAGAAGGCGGCAAAAGAGCUGGCCUCCAGACUGACUGUGAGUGAAGAGCAGUUGGAGGUGAACCAAAGCGAAGUAUCUAGACUGCAAGCAGAAGUCCUCGACCUGCGAGCCAAGCUCCAGCAGACCACCAGCGAGAGAGAGCAGAUAAGAGGUGAGCUGGCAGUCACAGAGAUUCUCUUGGGUGAGCAGAAGGCACUUGUCCAGCAGCUGAAAGAGCAAAGUGAAUCACUCAACAGACAGCACGUGCAAGAACUGGUGCAACAUAAAGAAAGAGAAGAAGUGCUGAGAAAAGAGCAUGAGACAGCAGCCCAUGAACAAAUGGAGCUGGAAAAUGAUUACCUGAGCUUGAAGGAAGAGUUUUCCAAGGUUAAGCAGUACUUGGAAGUUGCUAGAAUGGAAAAUGAAGAAAACAAAGAUCUCCUGCACAGGACCAACACGGAUAUGGCUGAACUUGGUAUUCAGCUUUGUGCCUUGACCUCUGAAAAAGUGGAUGCAGAAGAAACCACAGAAAGGCUUAAAGAAGUGGAACAACAGGCAGCAGAGCAACAGGAGAAGCUGGGUCUUGACAUCUGUAAUCUCAGGCAGGAGAACCAGAGGCUGCAAGAGAAAUUAGAGGAGGCUCAAAUAUGUGCUGCACCUGUCCCAGGUCUGCAGUUGCAGCUGGAGACGGUAAAGAAGGAGGCACAGAGCUUCCAAGAGACCAGCCAAGAGGAACUGUCUGCAGUAAAAUUUCAGAUGAGCACAGAAAUUCUAAAUUAUCAGACAAAAUUCAAGGCCCUCAGUGAGGAGUGUGGGAAAGUAAGAGAGCAACUCCAGGAGCAGGAGCAACAGCAGCAUGCUGUGGAGGAAGAGAUUGCGGAGUUACAAGCUGAAAACACGAGUUUGUCUAGAAAGCUGGAUGAAGCAAGAGAGCAGCUGUCUGAGUCGGAAUUGGCUCGGCUGCAAAAGGAGAAGGAGGUGUCGUCGCUGAGAGAACUCUUGGAAAGGAUCCAAAAAGAAGCUGAUGAAGCAAAGGAGAAGGUUCUGGAUUACAGUGAGAGGCUCAGCAAGGUGGCAGCAGACAAAGACAGCAGUGACCAGAAGUUACUUGCUGAACUGGACGACCUGACGAGAACAAAACAAAUUCUUGAAGAACGCUUAAUAGAACUUAUCAGGGAUAAGGAUGCUUUGUGGCAAAAGUCAGAUGCUCUGGAGUUCCAGCAGAAGCUUAGCGCUGAGCAGAGGUGGCAAGGGGACACCGAGGUUAAUCACUGUCUGGACUGCGAGAGGGACUUCUCAUGGAUGGUGCGCCGGCACCACUGCAGAAUGUGCGGUCGCAUCUUCUGCUACUACUGCUGCAACAACUACAUGGUGACAAAGCCUGGUGGAAAAAAGGAGCGUUGCUGCAGGACUUGCUUUACUAAGCCUAGGGUCUUCGUGGACAGUACAGAUGACUCUGGAUCUAGUGCCACCCAGGAAGGAUCACCGGCUUCUUUGGAAUCACCCACGUCGCCAGUUGCAAGCGACACCUCGAAACCACCAGAUGAUGCUGCCUUUGAUAUAAUCACCGAUGAGGAACUUUGUCAAGUACAGGAAUCGGAAUCUCUCCAUAAUGAAAGCCAAAUGGAGAGAGACUCUCUGGAUCAAAGUGUGACAGAUUUAAACAGCAUGUGUAAUUCUUCAACCUUUGAUGAAUCAGAAGAGUGGCAAGUUGCUCAAGAUGCUGAGAUAUGCUUGUUGAAGUCGGGAGAAAUCAUGAUCAAAUUACCCCUUACCGUGGACGAGAUCUUAAAUUUUGGGGAAAGUAACAGAGAGCUGUUCAUUAAAUCCAGCACCUACAGUGUCAUUCCCAUCACUGUUAGAGAGACGGGGCUUACAAUUAGCUGGAUCUUUUCAUCAGAGCCUAAAAGCAUCUCCUUCAGCGUCGUCUACCAAGAAUCAGAAGACACGCCGCUGGCUGAGUGCAAAGUUCUCAUUCCUAUGACCCGCUGCAACUCUCAUAAAGAAACUAUCAGAGGACAGGUCAAAGUCAGAAACGCUGGAAUCUACACACUGAUAUUUGACAACACAUUUUCCAGGUUUGUCUCAAAAAGAGUGUUUUAUCACCUGGCUGUCGAGCGACCUGUCAUCUAUGACGGAAGCGAUUUUCCAUAG
Molecule: messenger RNA, 4713 nt
Organism: Apaloderma vittatum (bar-tailed trogon)
Lineage: Eukaryota; Metazoa; Chordata; Aves; Trogoniformes; Trogonidae
Product: FYVE and coiled-coil domain-containing protein 1-like
Biological process (GO): plus-end-directed vesicle transport along microtubule; positive regulation of autophagosome maturation
Cellular component (GO): autophagosome; late endosome; lysosome
Molecular function (GO): metal ion binding
Source: RefSeq, a predicted model, not a curated record